Molecule: messenger RNA, 2983 nt
Organism: Pomacea canaliculata
Lineage: Eukaryota; Metazoa; Mollusca; Gastropoda; Architaenioglossa; Ampullariidae
Product: cell division cycle-associated protein 7-like
Exons: 10
Coding region: 323-1165 (280 amino acids)
Biological process (GO): regulation of DNA-templated transcription
Cellular component (GO): nucleus
Source: RefSeq, a predicted model, not a curated record
UUUUUUUAUUGCAAAUUGAAUAAAACACAUAGCUCAGAUAUAGAAACUUAAUUUUAUUUCAACUGUAUGUAUUUUACGUAGCUUUUGGUUAUUCUUGUUAUAGUUUCUUUAGUGAAACCCGAUGUGCGAUGUGUAGCUUGUCUAAAUGUCUUAAAGCAAUUGUGACAAAUGAUUUUUAUAUUCCUGGUUUAGAUGUGAAAUAUUAAAAGAAGAUAAUGAAAGGACAUAGAAUCGCGGGUCUUUGUAUCUGUCUUAUCGCCCACACAUCAGAAAUGAUGCAGGAAGCAAGGCACCCAGAGUGGCGGGAAAAAAAGAACACGUGAUGCUAACAGUCAUGGAGACGCCUGAGAAGACAUCACCCAAUGAAUAUGAAGAAAUUAGGCGAAAAAACUUGGAAGACAAUAAAAUUAUGCUAGCCAAAUUGAUGGCAGACAUGAAGAAUGUGUUGCCAGGAAAACCACCAGUUCCGCAGGUCAAGGGAACAUCAGGACUUGCUACUCCUGUAAAGAAUGGACCUAUACGACGUAAUCCUUCUCGUCAUGCCCGCUACCAUCCUUCAAGAAUGGAACCUCCUCGCACAAGAGCUCGCAGUAAUUCUGUAUCCUCAUCAGUCUCCACUUCAUCUAGCUGCACACCAGAAUCCACCCCAGAGAAACUAGUGAUACGCUUUGGGUUUUUUAGAAAGACAACAAAUACAGAGGUGGAUUCUGAUGCAGGAGCAGAUGAUGAUCGUAAUCUAGAUUUACCAUCCCCAUCCCGUAAACCUCGUGUUUAUCGAGAUGAACGUUCUGCUGCUGAAAUCACAGAUGAGGAUCUUGAACUUGUUGCAACUUGUGUGGCAGAUAAAAAAUAUGACAGUAUUUAUGGUACAACAUGCCACCAAUGUCGUCAGAAGACUCAGGAUAUGAAGACAAUAUGCAGAUCUCCUGAGUGUGGUGGAGUCAGGGGACAGUUCUGUGGGCCAUGCCUAAGAAAUCGUUAUGGAGAAGAUGCUAAGCUGACUCUAAAGGAUCCAAACUGGCAGUGUCCAUCAUGUCGCGGCAUCUGCAAUUGCAGUUUCUGUCGACGACGUAAAGGCAAGUCAUGUACUGGUAUACUUAUUCACCUGGCUCGAGAGCAAGGCUACAGUGAUGUACAUUCCUAUCUUAAAGGACUAUCCAAGUGACCAGACAUAUUAAUCAAUCCAGAGAUAGUCUUACACUGGAUCUGAAUAAGAUGCAAUAAUUCUAAUCACAACACUGCCAUUGCCAUUAAAGGUCAUAUUUCAGUGCAAACUAAGUGUCCUAAUAAAUGUCCUAAAGUUCUGUCUGCAUUAAUAUGACAGUUUUAGGACUGAUGUUUCUCAAUGACUGUAUCUGCAUACCUACCUAUAGGGCAUCCUUUUAUAUUGUUUGGGAAAACUUGAAUGCUUGUGACCCUGCAGAGAGACUAACUUUACUACUUCAUACAUUUGGUGCUGCUGAAAUGUUUUUCCACCAUUUUUAUGAUACUUAGGUGAAUGUUACAUCCGCUUUUGAAAUAGUUUUAUUAUCAGUAUUGAUUUUCCUGCCUGUGGCCCAUUGUUAAUAAUACCUUUUUAACAUCAAUGGCUGAAUGUUAUAUGGUAUUCUUUCAGGUAUGCAUGUGCAUGUGUGCAUGUUCAUGGCAUUUAUACUUUCCAGAAAUGUUUUAAUUGACUUAGAUCUGAGUAACAGGGACAUUACCGACAUGUUUAGUCAAGUAAGAAAGUGUUCAUUUGUAAUCUUUGAAUUGUUCUUUAUAUUUUUAGUUAGAUUUAUUCAGAAGCUCAGAAGUUUAGUCCUAAAGAAAAUAAAGCAUAUUUUUGUAAAUUAAAUUUUGGGACAUUUGAUUUUCAGAAGUGGUUUUUUUUUUUUUUUUUUUUUUUUGCAGAGCUUAUUUUGGUGCUUUCUUGCUUUCUGUGGCUCAAAAUGAAAGAGCUUUUAUCAAUUAACUGAAGUUGACACUUGUUUAAUUUACUUUUAGUAACAAUAAAUGACUAUUUAUUCAGAAAUUAAUCAUAAGCUGAUUUCAUCAUUAUUUAGGUUCUGAAUUAUAUCACCUACUUAUUUUCUGAAGUAUUUAGAUUGUGAUAAAUGUGUACUAAAAUUCUCUUAGUGUCUGCGGUAGUGAUUCAUAAAGAGGUAGAGAAUAAUUAACAUCGCAAGGUGUCUCAUGUUUUGAAAAACAUCGGUCAUUAUCAGCUGUUUUAUUUCUUUAUUAUAUAUAAAGUGCAUCAUAUCUACUACUUCUUACUGUAUCCCACACAAGUCAAUGUGCCCUUAAGAUACAAGAUUUUUCCCCUAGAAAGCAAUUAUUGGCAGUUCUAUAAGGAAGCAAUGAUUAAAACCGCACGGCACAACAGAGAAUAUCUUCUCUCAUACCCCUCGCUCCAGAAACAGCCAGCCCCCCCACUUUCAAAUCACAAUUCAGAUCCACAUAUCAAAUUUCAGUACUAGCUUUUCUAAAGUCACACUGCCUAAACAAGCCCCUGUCCAUUGCACUUUUGUAAAUGCCUUCCUGUUAUCCUAAGCCGUCCCAACAACAAGUAAAUACAACAUGAUUCAGAUAGUUCUUGUUCUUGACUGGUAAAUUGUGAUAAAUGAGGACAACACACUCGGUAUCAGAUUUGUAUAAGGGCUGGCGUAAUCUUUUGGAAACAAAGACAAGCUUCCAAAGAAGGAAGAGGUGCUGUUGAAUGUUUUAUGUGGUCUGUUGUGAUGGCACCCGAUUUCCAUUCUGAGUGCAACAGCUUAUUGAAGGUUAGAUAUUGCACAGGAGGGGGAAUUCCUGCCCACCCAUGUCCUAUUUCUGCAAGGUACACAGGGCAACGACAAAUCGCGACCGUCAUCCGGGUGCAACCGAGCGAAAAGGCUGUGUGUAUACAUGUAACCUUCCCCUUUUCUCUAAGUUUUUUUUUUUUAAAGUUGGCGUCGCGUUUCCCACGCUCUCUACGUGCCAUUGCCUCUCAGUGACACCACACUUA